UCUCUCUUUCUAAUUCUGCUUCUGAAUGAGCUCUUACUCUGGUAGAGCUAGGGUUUUUUCAGUCAGGAAAUUGAUUUCCAGAUCCGUGGAGGCUUCGGUGAUGACGAAGCCUUAUUAUAGUUUUCAGUAUCAGAAAGGCGCUUUUGCUGGUCUUUUAGUGCUGUUGCUUCCGAUUUUCUUUCCUCAUCUCUUUACUCCAUUGGGUCAUGCCUCUCCUUCUGUUUUCUCGGAAUGGAAUGCUCCUAAACCUAGGCACUUGCCACUUCUUAAGGGCGCUUUACAGCGACAAACUUCAAAUAUGCAGCAGUUCGAUAUCUGGUCUCCCUUGGCUGAUCAAGGAUGGAAACCUUGUGUUGAGUCCAUAAAACCCCCUUCUUUACCAAGAAAAUCUCAGGGAUAUAUCCAAGUAUUUCUGGACGGAGGGCUGAACCAGCAGAGAAUGGGGAUAUGUGAUGCAGUUGCUGUUGCCAAAAUUUUGAAUGCAACACUUGUGAUUCCACACCUUGAAGUAAAUCCUGUUUGGAAAGAUUCAAGUACAUUCACAGAAAUAUUUGAUGUGAAUCACUUUAUUGAAGUCCUGAAGGAUGAAAUUUCCAUAGUUGAGGAGCUACCUGAAGAUUAUUCAUGGAGCACGAGAGAGUAUUAUGCAACAGCCAUUCGAGCUACAAGAAUCAAAACAGCACCUGUUCGUGCUUCGGCUAAUUGGUAUCUGGAGAAUGUCUUGCCUGUAGUACAGAGCUAUGGAAUUGCUGCCAUCGCCCCAUUUUCACAUCGUUUGGCUUUUGACAACUUGCCCUUGGACAUUCAACGACUACGUUGUAAAGUCAAUUUUCAAGCAUUGGUUUUUGUUCCACACAUCAGAGCGUUGGGUGAUGCCCUCAUUAGUCGUCUUCAGGAUCCACCAACAAAGACUGUAAGGUUAGGCAGUGAAUACCUGCAGCAGACAACAGGUGACAAAGAUAAACAGGGAUCUGGGAAGUUUGUGGUGCUACAUCUUCGGUUUGACAAGGAUAUGGCUGCUCAUUCAGCCUGUGAUUUUGGCGGGGGCAAAGCAGAAAAACUUGCUCUGGCAAAGUACAGACAAGUGAUUUGGCAGGGAAGAGUCUUAAACUCUCAGUUUACUGAUGAAGAAUUGAGAAAUCAGGGCCGUUGCCCAAUGACCCCAGAAGAGAUUGGAUUGCUGCUAGCAGGUUUGGGCUUUGACAACAGUACUCGCCUCUAUCUUGCCUCCCACAAGGUCUAUGGUGGGGAAGCUAGGAUCGCAACUUUGCGAAUGUUGUUUCCUUUGAUGGAAGAUAAGAAGAGUCUUGCUUCUGCAGAGGAGCGUGCCAAGAUUGCAGGGAAAGCUUCUUUAUUAGCUGCGUUGGAUUACUAUGUGAGCAUGCACAGUGAUAUUUUUAUCUCUGCAUCUCCUGGGAACAUGCACAAUGCCUUGGUUGGCCACCGGACAUAUGAGAAUUUGAAGACAAUAAGGCCAAAUAUGGCUUUGUUGGGUCAGCUGUUCCUGAAUAAGAGUAUGGGAUGGACCGAGUUUCAAGGAGCAGUUCUGGAAGGGCACAACAAUAGACAAGGGCAGAUUAGAUUGAAGAAAGAGAAACAAUCCAUAUAUACAUAUCCUGCUCCUGAUUGCAUGUGUCUGGCUCAGCACAAAUAAAUUACAAAGGAUGCAUUGAACAGCCACUUCUAUGUGCAAUAUUUGCAGCCCAGUGUUUGUGGCCUUAAGGUUGCUAAUAAGUAGGAAUCCAGUUCUCCCAUUUGUAUAAAGUAUUCACUUUAUGUACACUCUCACACACACAC
Telopea speciosissima is the source of this 1797-nucleotide messenger RNA. RefSeq names its product O-fucosyltransferase 31-like. The record is from RefSeq and is a predicted model, not a curated record. Lineage: Eukaryota; Viridiplantae; Streptophyta; Magnoliopsida; Proteales; Proteaceae. The transcript has 10 exons. Bases 26 to 1654 code for a protein of 542 amino acids.